AGUCCGGGACUCCGUUAACACGUGUUUGGGGACACUUUCCGGUGUUAACUUUUUUAGCUGCGAAAAACCUAUAAAUUAUACUUUUUUCAGACAACAAACAAACAGGUCUUUGUGUAAGCUUGGACUGGCAGGUGAUACAAUUUGCAUCUCUUAGGAAGAAGAAGAAGAAGAAAAGAAACCCAUCUAUCAAUCUAUCGUCCUUCUUCUUCUUCGUUAAUCUCAGAUUUUACAGACACACGCAAAGGAAAAAAACCCUUCAUUUCAUAAUUCAGACUAGGGCUUCUUCUGAUUCAUGCUCCCUCGGUUUGCCUGCUGCUGCAAUUGGUUUUCAUUCAGAUGAAAAAUCCGUUCUUUGGGCUUCUCCGGUCAUGUAUAGUGACAAUUUAAUUGGGUUUUGUCUCGCCGUUGCUUCUAGCGCCUUCAUCGGAUCGAGCUUCAUUAUCAAGAAAAAGGGUCUCCAAAAGGCUGGCGCUUCCGGCCCUCGUGCUAGUUCUGGGGGUUAUGGGUAUCUGCGGCAACCAUUAUGGUGGAUUGGCAUGAUCACGAUGAUUGUUGGAGAAUUAGCCAAUUUUGUUGCGUAUAUAUAUGCUCCUGCUGUCCUUGUAACACCUCUUGGAGCAUUGAGUAUUAUUGUCAGUGCUGUUCUUGCUCAUUUUCUAUUGAAGGAGAAACUUAAGAGAAUGGGAAUUCUAGGUUGCGUCUUGUGUGUGGUGGGGUCCACUCUGAUUGUUCUUCAUGCGCCCGGUGAACAUAGCCUUAGUUCAGUUGAAGAAAUAUGGGAAUUGGCGAUACAACCGACUUUUCUGUUGUACACGGCCUCAGCUGUAGCAAUAGUUCUUGUGCUGGUAUUGUACUGCGAGCCUCGGUUUGGGCAGACUAAUAUAAUGGUUUACAUUGGCAUAUGUUCGAUUAUUGGCUCUUUGACUGUCAUGAGUAUUAAAGCAAUCGGCAUUGCCAUAAAACUGACAUUAGAGGGUUCAAGCCAAGUAGCCAGCCUUCAAACAUGGAUUUUCGCAAUGGUGGCUGUUUCGUGUAUAAUCACUCAGUUGAAUUAUUUAAAUAAGGCCUUGGACACUUUUAACACUGCAGUUGUUUCUCCAAUAUACUACGCCAUGUUCACAUCAUUGACGAUUUUGGCCAGUGCCAUUAUGUUUAAGGAUUGGGCAGGUGAGAGUGCAAGCAAUAUAGUUUCAGCACUUUGUGGAUUCAUUACAGUGCUUUCGGGUACCAUGAUUUUGCAUAGUACUAGAGAACCCGAUCUUCUUCCCACCACAGAGUACUCGACAAUUUCUCCUCAAAUUUCAUGGAUCAUCCAUGGGAACGGUGAAAUAUGGAAAUACAAAGAGAACGACGACUUGAAUCCAGAAGUUAUUGGGUUAAUUCGUCAAGAUCACUUUAAGUAGUAGAUGUAGCUUUAAUGAUUGUGGUUGCAGAAGACUCAGUGUCUUGAAGAUGAUACAAACAGGAAGAGUACCCGAGACGAGACAAUGUAGAUUUCGACGUUUUCGGCCAUCGGGUUACAAAUAUAGCUGAUGGGUGGACCAGAUUUUUUUUUCUUUCUUUCACCAAGGUAGUAUGGUUAUGUAGUUUGUGCCCUGAUUUCUUCUUCCAUUUGGUGUAGAACAAUAACACAUUUUUAUAAUUCCUUAUUUAUUUGUCUGUAUCAAAAAUUGGUUUGUCGUU
Molecule: messenger RNA, 1683 nt
Organism: Impatiens glandulifera
Lineage: Eukaryota; Viridiplantae; Streptophyta; Magnoliopsida; Ericales; Balsaminaceae
Product: probable magnesium transporter NIPA6
Exons: 8
Coding region: 369-1403 (344 amino acids)
Biological process (GO): magnesium ion transport
Cellular component (GO): membrane
Molecular function (GO): magnesium ion transmembrane transporter activity
Source: RefSeq, a predicted model, not a curated record